Messenger RNA from Beauveria bassiana ARSEF 2860, 1707 nucleotides. Its product is annotated as DEAD/DEAH box helicase. The transcript is spliced from 6 exons. Gene Ontology annotation, molecular function: RNA binding; RNA helicase activity; ATP binding. NCBI's taxonomy places the organism in Eukaryota, Fungi, Ascomycota, Sordariomycetes, Hypocreales, Cordycipitaceae. The record is from RefSeq and is a predicted model, not a curated record. Gene Ontology annotation, biological process: rRNA processing. The coding region runs from base 1 to 1707 and encodes 568 amino acids. Gene Ontology annotation, cellular component: cytoplasm; ribonucleoprotein complex; nucleus.
AUGUCCAGCUACGGCGGUGAUCGCGGCGGUCGCUCUGGCGGCUACAGUGGUGGUGGCGGCGGUGGCCGUGGAGGCUACGGACGUGAUCGUGACGAUCGCGGUGAUCGCAACGGCGGCGGCGGCUACGGUGGUGGUUUCGGCGGAGGUCGCAGCAAUGGCUACUCCAACGGCGGAUCCAACGGCUAUGGUGGUGGUGGUGGUGGUUAUGGCAGCGGUGGCUAUGGCGGCAGCGGUGGUUACGGCGGCGGCGGCGGUGGUGACCGCAUGUCUGCUCUCGGCUCCGGUCUGCGUAAACAGGAAUGGGAUUUCUCUACCCUGCCCAAGUUCGAGAAGGAUUUUUACAAAGUUAACAGCGAUGUUGAGAACCGCUCUGAUGCCGAGGUUCAGGCUUUCCGCACCAAGCACCAGAUGACCAUUGCUGGUAACAACGUUCCCAAGCCUGUAGAGACCUUUGACGAGGCUGGGUUUCCCCGCUACGUUAUGGAUGAAGUCAAGGCUCAGGGUUUCCCUGCUCCCACUGCCAUUCAGUCUCAGGGCUGGCCUAUGGCUCUCUCCGGUCGCGAUGUUGUCGGUAUUGCCGAGACUGGCUCCGGCAAGACCCUUACCUACUGUCUUCCCGCCAUUGUCCAUAUCAAUGCGCAGCCCCUCCUUGCCCCUGGCGAUGGCCCCAUUGUCCUGGUUCUCGCUCCCACCCGAGAACUUGCUGUUCAGAUUCAGCAGGAAAUCACCAAGUUUGGUCGCUCUUCCCGCAUUCGCAACACCUGCGUCUACGGUGGUGUCCCCAAGGGCCCUCAAAUUCGUGACCUUUCUCGCGGUGUCGAGGUCUGCAUUGCCACUCCCGGCCGUCUGAUUGACAUGCUUGAAGCUGGAAAGACCAACCUGCGCCGUGUCACCUACCUCGUACUCGACGAGGCUGAUCGCAUGCUUGACAUGGGUUUCGAACCCCAGAUCCGCAAGAUCAUUGAGCAGAUUCGCCCGGACCGCCAGACUCUCAUGUGGUCUGCUACCUGGCCCAAGGAAGUCCGCGCAAUGGCUUCCGACUUCCUUCAGGACUUUAUUCAGGUCAACAUUGGUUCCAUGGACCUCGCUGCCAACCACAGAAUUACUCAGAUUGUCGAGGUUGUUAGCGACAUGGAGAAGCGUGACCGCAUGAUCAAGCACCUUGAGAAGGUCAUGGAGAACAAGGAGAACAAGAUUCUCAUCUUUGUGGGCACCAAGCGUGUCGCCGACGACAUUACCCGAUUCCUUCGCCAGGACGGAUGGCCCGCCCUUUCGAUCCACGGUGACAAGCAACAAAACGAGCGCGACUGGGUCCUCGACCAGUUCAAGACCAACAAGAGCCCCAUCAUGGUGGCCACUGACGUGGCCUCGCGUGGUAUUGAUGUUCGUAACAUUACCCAUGUGCUCAACUACGACUACCCCAACAAUUCGGAGGACUAUAUUCAUCGUAUUGGUCGUACCGGACGUGCCGGCGCCAACGGCACUGCCAUUACGUUCUUUACCACUGACAACCAGAAGCAGGCUCGUGAGCUUGUGAAUGUUCUUCAGGAGGCGAAGCAGCAGAUUGACCCUCGUCUGGCUGAGAUGGCUCGCUUCGGUGGCGGCGGUGGCGGCCGUGGUUAUGGCGGCUGGGGACGUGGUCGCGGCGGUGGUGGCAGAGGUGGUAACAACGCCAACAACAUGCCGCUACGCAGCCGUCGCUGGUGA